CAACUGCAAAAUAAGAUGCCUGAAGCUGAUUGGUUGAGCUAUAGCUGGAGAGCUGUUAAGCCUGGGAGUUUUUGAUACUGUUGCAAUUUUGUUCAGGCUUUAGCUUAGCAGGUGCAGAGACAGUUGGAAGAGUGAGGCAGAGAGAGAGAAACAGUUUGAAGUGGGCUCUUGCUUCAUGAGCUACUGGAAGGAAUUUAUCCACAUGUACAAAGGAAAGAUUAUUUUAAAUAAAAGGACAUUAUGUCCAUCCCCCUUGAACCCUGAGAUUGAAGCAGGAGCCCCUCUUUUCCUAGAAAUGGAGCAGCCUGCCCCUCCUCCACGUAAAACCUCGCGCCAAUACUUGAAGCGCAUCAUUGCUGAAUAUGAGGCCCUGGACAUGGAGAUGCCCUGCAUCCGCAAGUUCCCCAGACCCCCAGCUGCCCGUCCUCUUUGCCUCUGUCUGGAAAGUCCGCCUGAAAAGGAGAUGAACCAUGCGGAAGUUCUGGCAGCUGUAGAGGCAGUCAUUCCUAAUGCCUUUGAAACAGGCCUUCUGUGCAACAUUCAGUUUGAGAACAUUAAUGUGAUCUGCGGGACUGCUGGACGGAAGAACAGGUGGCUGCUCACAGUGGCAGAUUUCCGGACCCGGAACCAGCUCUUGUGUUCAGGACUGACUUUGGGCGAGGACCACUUUGUCUUGCGACGUUGGGAUGAUCUGGUGAUGGAGGACUAUCGCAUGCACCUCCGAAGGUCACUGGCACGCCAGCGGCUCCUAGACACUCUCAGUGAUUCAUGGGAUGGAAAUCGCUUGGCUGGGAUAUGAGGUCCAAGAGACUAGACGAAUCCCCAGUAAAGAAAAACAUGUUGUCUGGA
Messenger RNA from Anolis carolinensis (green anole), 849 nucleotides. RefSeq names its product chromosome 6 C19orf81 homolog (gene c6h19orf81). Bases 176 to 799 code for a protein of 207 amino acids. NCBI's taxonomy places the organism in Eukaryota, Metazoa, Chordata, Lepidosauria, Squamata, Anolidae. The record is from RefSeq and is a predicted model, not a curated record. The transcript has 5 exons.